Podarcis muralis (Common wall lizard) is the source of this 858-nucleotide messenger RNA. NCBI's taxonomy places the organism in Eukaryota, Metazoa, Chordata, Lepidosauria, Squamata, Lacertidae. The record is from RefSeq and is a predicted model, not a curated record.
AUGGAUGCUGUUACAUACUCCUUCCAUAGAGAUGUUGUGAACAUGCUCCCUGGAGGAAUGGCUAUUAGCCGAGGCCCAUCUUAUGAGAAGCAGCUGCCACCUACUACAAAACUUUCUGUCUGGAUACCACGAAUACUGCAGCAAGUGUUCACACAUUUCCCUCAUUCUCCACCAAGAGAAGCAGCUGCCACCUACUACAAAACUUUCUGUCUGGAUACCACGAAUACUGAAUCAAGCACCAUGCCAGAGAUAGUCCCUAAGAACAAAGCCCCAGGGGUUGAUUUCUGUGGGGUAGAUGAAUAUUACUACAUUGUCCGCUCAGACCUGGGCUGCUACAUGAGGUCCACCAAUUUCCACGAGGGCAAAGACCUCGAAGUGUUUAGCCUGCACAGUUCCUGCCAGGGAGGAGAUCACUACUUAGCCCAUGAGGAUGACCUAUUCUACAUCAUCAAAGGAGACAACUAUCGCCGUGUCAGCAACAUGAAUGCAGACUUAGGUUCUGUAGUAUACAGCCUCCAUCCCAACUGCCGCGGAGGGGACCAUUACCUCUCAGCCUUUGGAUCCUUCUAUAUCAUUUUCCAGAAAAGAGGUGUUUACCGUCGGGUCAGUAAUAUGCAUGAUGAUACAGAUGCAAUUGAAUACACACUUCACCCACUUGCAGAUGGUCUCUAUUCUGGGGCAUCAGAAUUACUAUUACUUUGUAAACCCCAUGAUGAAUGGGGGGUCAUUACUAUAGAUGCACGAUCUCCACGGAAAUUUGUGCUGCUUACUACUCUUCCUAGGGAUGUUGUGACAUCUCCUGAGGAUGGCUAUGCUAGGCCCAGUUAUGGUAGUGGAAGCUAUCAAGCAUUCAAAUGA